UAAAAAGGGUUCGAAACCUCCAAAACCCGUCGACCCCGAAAUCUCCAUAUGCCAUGUACCUCUACAGCCUCACUCUCCAGCGCGCGACCGGCAUAGUCUGCGCCAUCAACGGCAACUUCUCCGGCGGAAAGACGCAAGAAAUCGUGGUGGCCAGAGGCAAGGUGCUCGACCUCAUCCGCCCCGACGACAACGGGAAGAUCCAAACCCUCCUCUCCGUCGAAGCCUUCGGCGCCAUUAGGUCCCUGGCUCAGUUUAGGCUCACCGGCUCCCAGAAAGACUACAUCGUAGUCGGCUCCGAUUCGGGCCGCAUUGUAAUUCUCGAGUACAACAAGGAGAAAAACGUCUUUGACAAGAUCCACCAGGAGACGUUUGGUAAAUCCGGAUGCAGGAGGAUAGUGCCGGGUCAGUACUUGGCUAUCGACCCGAAAGGGCGGGCCGUUAUGGUCGGUGCCUGUGAGAAGCAGAAGCUAGUUUAUGUUUUGAACAGGGACACCGCUGCCAGGUUGACCAUAUCGUCGCCGCUGGAGGCUCAUAAGUCGCAUACGAUAGUGUAUUCCAUCUGCGGAGUCGACUGUGGGUUUGACAAUCCGAUCUUCGCUGCCAUUGAGUUGGAUUACUCAGAGGUGGAUCAAGAUUCGAGUGGGACCGCCCAGAGGGAGGCGCAGAAGCAUUUGACCUUGUACGAGCUGGAUUUGGGGCUUAACCAUGUGUCAAGGAAGUGGUCUGACCAGGUCGAUAAUGGUGCCAAUCUGCUGGUGACUGUUCCUGGAGGUGGGGAUGGGCCGAGCGGUGUGUUGGUCUGUGCGGAGAAUUUUGUGAUUUAUAAGAACCAGGGGCAGCCGGACGUGAGGGCUGUGAUUCCGAGGCGUGACGAUUUGCCUGCGGAGCGUGGGGUUCUUGUAGUCUCGGCAGCCACUCACAAGCAGAAGUCCAUGUUCUUCUUUCUUUUGCAGACCGAGUAUGGAGACAUGUUCAAGGUCACUUUGGAGCAUAACAAUGAUAUCGUCUCCGAGUUGAAGAUCAAGUACUUUGAUACGAUUCCGGUUACAACUUCAAUCUGUGUGUUGAAAUCGGGAUUUUUGUUUGCUGCUUCGGAGUUUGGGAACCACUCUUUGUACCAAUUCCAGGCAAUAGGUGAAGAUCCUGAUGUUGAGUCUUCCUCGGCUACUUUGAUGGAGACUGAAGAGGGUUUCCAGCCGGUCUAUUUCAAGCCUAGAAAGCUGAAGAACCUCGUGAGGAUUGAUCAGGUUGAGAGCUUGAUGCCGAUAAUGGAUAUGAAGGUUUCUAAUCUCUUCGAAGAAGAAACACCUCAAAUAUUUACACUUUGUGGGCGUGGUCCUCGUUCAUCCCUCAGGAUACUAAGACCUGGUUUGGCUAUUAGUGAAAUGGCUGUGUCCGAGCUUCCUGGCGUGCCGAGUGCAGUUUGGACGGUGAAAAAGAAUGUGAGUGAUGAGUUUGAUGCAUACAUUGUGGUGUCAUUCGCUAAUGCUACUCUUGUGCUUUCCAUUGGUGAGACAGUCGAGGAAGUUAAUGACAGUGGGUUUCUUGAUACUACCCCGUCACUUGCAGUGUCUUUGAUAGGUGAUGAUUCUCUCAUGCAAGUUCACCCAAAUGGCAUUAGGCAUAUUAGGGAAGACGGGCGUAUCAAUGAAUGGAGAACUCCUGGAAGGAAAACCAUUGUCAAGGUCGGUUCUAACAGACUUCAGGUUGUAAUUGCUCUGAGUGGAGGGGAACUUAUAUACUUUGAGGUCGAUAUGACUGGUCAAUUAAUGGAGGUUGAGAAGCAUGAAAUGUCUGGAGAUGUAGCUUGUCUGGACAUUGCCCCAGUACCUGAAGGGAGACAGAGAUCUCGUUUCCUUGCGGUUGGCUCAUAUGACAACACAAUUCGUAUCUUGUCAUUGGAUCCUGAUGACUGUAUGCAGAUUCUGAGUGUCCAAAGUGUUUCUUCAAUUCCAGAAUCUCUCCUGUUUCUUGAGGUUCAGGCAUCAGUUGGUGGUGAGGAUGGUGCUGAUCAUCCAGCCAACCUUUUCCUUAAUGCCGGUUUACAAACUGGAAUUUUGUUCAGAACAGUCGUGGAUAUGGUGACAGGUCAGCUUUCUGAUUCCCGCUCUCGAUUCUUAGGACUGAGAGCUCCAAAGCUAUUUUCUAUUAGCAUAAGAGGCAAGCAUGCCAUGCUUUGUUUGUCAAGUCGCCCCUGGCUUGGUUAUAUCCAUCAAGGACAUUUCCUGUUAACUCCCCUAUCAUAUGAGACUCUUGAAUAUGCGGCUUCAUUUGCAUCUGAUCAAUGCGCGGAAGGUGUAGUCGCUGUUGCUGGCAGUGCUUUAAGGGUUUUUACCAUUGAAAGACUGGGAGAAACAUUUAAUGAAACUGUGAUUCCUCUGAGGUACACCCCUAGAAAGUUUGUGGUUCAAGUGAAACGAAAGCUUUUGGUUAUUAUUGAAAGUGAUCAAGGAGCAUUCACAGCAGAAGAGCGUGAAGCUGAUAAAAAGGAGUGCUUUGAGGCUGCAGAACUAGGUGAAAACGGUAAUGGUAAUGUUGAGCAUAUGGAAAAUGGUGAUAAUGAGGAUGAUCCCCUCUCCGAUGAGCACUAUGGCUAUCCCAAGGCAGAGUCUGGCAAAUGGGCUUCUUGCAUUCGAGUUCUUGACCCAAAGACAGCAACCACGACUUGUUUGCUCGAGCUUCUGGAUAACGAGGCCGCCUUCAGUGUGUGCACUGUGAAUUUUCAUGAUAAGGAGUAUGGUACACUUUUGGCCGUUGGUACUGCUAAGGGACUUCAGUUCUGGCCCAAAAAAAGUAUUACUGCUGGAUAUAUUCACAUAUAUCGGUUUCUAGAUGAUGGGAAGUCCCUUGAACUUUUGCACAAGACACAAGUGGAUGGUGUCCCUCUUGCUUUGUGUCAGUUUCAAGGAAGGUUACUCGCUGGGAUAGGAUCAGUGCUCAGGCUAUAUGAUUUGGGAAAGAAAAGAUUGCUUAGAAAAUGUGAGAAUAAGCUGUUUCCGAACAAUAUCGUAUCCAUUCAAACCUAUCGUGAUCGAAUUUACGUUGGUGACAUUCAAGAGUCAUUCCACUACUGCAAGUAUAGGCGGGAUGAGAAUCAGCUAUACAUAUUUGCCGAUGAUUGUGUUCCAAGAUGGCUUACAGCAUCAUUUCAUAUAGACUUUGACACCAUGGCGGGUGCAGACAAGUUUGGAAAUGUGUAUUUUGUGAGGUUGCCACAGGAUGUUUCAGAUGAGAUAGAAGAAGAUCCAACAGGUGGGAGGAUAAAAUGGGAGCAAGGAAAGUUGAAUGGUGCUCCCAACAAAGUCGAGGAGAUAGUGCAAUUUCAUGUUGGUGAUGUGGUCAGCUGCUUGCAGAAGGCAUCUCUCAUUCCAGGUGGUGGUGAGUGUAUCAUUUAUGGGACAGUGAUGGGUAGUUUGGGUGCAUUGCUUGCAUUCACCUCUCGUGAUGAUGUUGACUUCUUCUCUCACCUGGAGAUGUAUAUGAGACAAGAACAUCCCCCCUUGUGUGGAAGAGAUCACAUGGCUUACAGAUCAGCUUAUUUCCCGGUUAAGGAUGUUAUCGAUGGAGAUCUAUGUGAGCAGUACCCAACUUUGCCUAUGGAUCUACAGAGGAAAAUUGCAGACGAGUUGGACAGAACUCCUGGAGAGAUACUGAAGAAACUUGAGGAAAUUCGAAAUAAGAUCAUCUAAGAAAAAGAUAACGCCCAAUGGUAGCUCCUGAUCUUUGUCAAACCUUGUGGAUUCAAGACCAUAGUCUGAUAACUCUGCUGUUCUCUAGAUGGUUUAUGCUAUUCUGAGGACACUAACAAGUCUAUUUGCAUUGUCGUCUUUGUUAUGAUACUCGAAAUAAUAUUGUAGAGUGAGGUUCAAAUGGGUUUCCUUGUUUUGUUAUGAUUUGUCAUUAGGUUGAAAGUGCUGAAUUGACU
This is a messenger RNA of Argentina anserina (silverweed cinquefoil), 3925 nucleotides long. RefSeq names its product spliceosome-associated protein 130 A. NCBI's taxonomy places the organism in Eukaryota, Viridiplantae, Streptophyta, Magnoliopsida, Rosales, Rosaceae. Gene Ontology annotation, biological process: mRNA splicing, via spliceosome. Gene Ontology annotation, cellular component: U2 snRNP; nucleus. Gene Ontology annotation, molecular function: protein binding; U2 snRNA binding. The record is from RefSeq and is a predicted model, not a curated record. The transcript has 3 exons. Bases 54 to 3689 code for a protein of 1211 amino acids.